AUGGCUUUCCAAUCGCCUCGCCAUUCUCAGGGCUUCUAUCAACAUGACGACUCUACCCCUCCACCUCCCCCACCUAAGCCUGGAAACUCAAGUGGCACGGCAACACCAUCAGCAGGUCGGCCGCUGCCACCGCCGCCCGGGCAAGCGCAGUCUUACAAUAGCUCUCAACUAGCACAUUCGCAAAAUGAACCGCAGGCCGAUCCAUAUCAGCUAGCCGUUCAACCACCCAAUGACGCUUGGCUGCCUGAAUUCAUCAGAGAUAAAGCAACGAAAGAUCUGCAUGAAAUCUUGCAGAGCCCGGAGUUGCAACAUGCAAUCGUCCAUAACCCUGAAACGGCUCAUGCGUCUCUCGGUGCAUCAACUGUACCACUGCAAGCACUUCUCGCUCAGAACGUCCAGCUUGCAGAAUCACUGAAGCAGCUCGAAGCGCAUGUACAGCACCAGCGCGACGGUACACAGUCACGCUUACUAGCACUUCGGGCCACGGAACGCCAGUGGAAAGCAAAACAGGCAGAGCAGGACGAAGCUUUGCGGGAGUUCAGUCCACCAGCACUCUACCAGCGAUUAAGUGCUGCAGUUGGUGAGCAAGAGGCUCUUUGUCGGGGGUUAGAGGAAAGCUUCCUGGAAGGCGAGGGUGUAGGUCAUGAUGCGAUUGCCAGUGAACGUGAGGUGAUGGAUUUCGUGAGGCGCAUAAGAGAAGGGCGAAAGAUUGCUUAUCUUAGGGCUGAGCGGAAAGAGAGGUGGGAUGAAGGUCGCGUUGGUGGAUGGCGCUGA
Boeremia exigua is the source of this 774-nucleotide messenger RNA. RefSeq lists its product as uncharacterized. The record is from RefSeq and is a predicted model, not a curated record. The transcript has 2 exons. Gene Ontology annotation, biological process: protein targeting to vacuole; protein targeting to membrane; ubiquitin-dependent protein catabolic process via the multivesicular body sorting pathway. Bases 1 to 774 code for a protein of 257 amino acids. NCBI's taxonomy places the organism in Eukaryota, Fungi, Ascomycota, Dothideomycetes, Pleosporales, Didymellaceae. Gene Ontology annotation, cellular component: ESCRT I complex.